UCUCCUUUAAAGCAUUAACAUAGAGCUGGCUGGGUUGCUUUUGGGAGUGAAGGAAUCCCAGGCCGUGCUCCUGCAACGUGCCCAUUGACCUCACUGGGGAGAGACGCGUGCAAGGACUGCGCGAUCAGCCCGUAACAGGACUGGAGCUGCAGCUGAGGACAACGGAGUUCUUUAUAUUUGAAGCCGGAUCCUCCCCGCCAUUGGGCAACUGCAACUCCCAGCAAAUUCCCCGAGAAUCAAAGGCGCUCGGUACCUUUCACUGCACCCCGCAGACAAAGGCUUGUAUCAAAUGCAGCUGCGUCGACGUCGUUCUCCACUGGGCAUCGGGAUGGCAACCAGGCCAGCCGGAAUCCCUGUGCUGUGCUUGAGAUGGUGACGGCGUCGCUCGCCCCAUGUCCUGAGUGCCGGGGCCAAGCCUUUCCCCUCUGCUCACCUCGCUUCCUGGCACCCUGCUGAUCUGACAGCUCUGUUCUUCUGUGAAAUCUUCCCAGGCCCUGGCCUUAAGGGGAUGCCAUCGAGUUGUAAAAAAAAAUCAAAUCAAAGCCCAUAUCAAGGUGAUGCAGAGGGCACCGUCCCGCCUCAAAACCAAGAGGAUUGUGUGGUUUUAAAAAAAAUCCAGCCUUUAACUUUUUCUUUGCUCCGCUUGGAUUGUGGAGGCAGCUGAGUUGGCAUCGCUGUUCGUCAGUUUCACUGCCCUGCUGCAGGAGCUGGGGUACAAAUGUGAUGGGAGAAAAUUAUUUGUGGGGUGGGAAAUAACUACAGAGGAAAUGGUCUUAAAAAUCCUGAACCUUUCUGUGUCUCUUCAGCUCUGUAAAACCCUCAACUGGUGCAAAUUAACGUAAUCCCCAUGACUUCACUGGCACCUUGCUGACAUACACCAGCUGAGGACCAACUUUUACCCAACUUAAACUACAGGGAUGCUUCAGGCCCCUGGAUAAUCUCCUGUUAAAAGCAGCCCAGGGCUGGAGUGCCAGCCCCCACAAAGAGAAGGCCACGCAACAGGGAGACGCCCAUGUGUGGCUGGGGGGAAGUGACCGGUGUGCUAAUGUUGCCUUAAGCAUGUUACCUGUUUUGUUUUGUUCCCCCCUCAGUCUAGUUAAAAACGGCUGGUGAAUUGUUGAGACCAUCUGUCCUCAAUGAUUCCCGUUAAAACGUGGCUUGUGAUUUAACUGUCUAAUCUGAAGAUUGGUGGGGUUUGGGGGGUUUCCUUUCCUCCCUCUUUGCUCACACUUCACUGGUGGACUGGAAUUGAAAGGGCUUAAGGAAAUACUUCACAAUGUCCCUGGUUCCCCCUGUGGGCCUGUAGAGAGGUGACCUGCUUCCCCUUCGCAGGUGUCUACAAUCGAGGGUACAAAUUCUCUGGCCCGAGGGUUGUGUUUUAUUCAGUGCAGCUAGGAGAAGGAGCAGUUCCUGGCCCCAGAGAGCUGAUCCUGAGAAGUGCUGACCCCCUACGACUGCUCUUUGUCGGCACCUCUCAGAAUCAGGCCCUGAGUCAGACACGGUAACUGUUGAAAUGCAAGGCCACGUGGAGACCUGGCAGCGGGCGCCUGAGGGCCGCAGCGUGGCCAUGUGAGGAAAGGGAGGCGGCAUUCCCUGCCCAACACUACACUGUUCAGCCCGGAGCAGGGGUGAGCCGUCCGCAGUGCUUCCCGCCCCCUUGUGGACUCAGCCCCCCUGCUCUGUGGGGUGUAUGCAUGGACAACCCCGCUCUCCACUCAGGGACUGGGGAAACUCUCCCCGGGCUGCUGUAGGUUUGUUCUGCUUAAACUCCUGCCACCCUGCAACAGGUUAAUGCCUCUAAACGCCACCGGCCCUGGAUAGAACAUGACCCUGCACAAACUUCUGCUGACUGCCCUGGUAAGCAUCCCCUCUAUUUAUAGCAUGGCCUGGCUUGCUCUUCUGAAUCAACAAGGGGAGGGGUUUUCUGGUCAUACCCAUAUUUACAAGCCUGAGGAGGUGACAAGGGGCACUAAUCUGCUGCCCGUCCCAGAGGCAAGGAGGCCCCCAUCCCGCGGAGCCAAGAGAAUGUCUAGGGAGACCUUUGCGUUCACUUCCUCCACCCUGCGCGCGCUGCGCCUGCAGAGAGAGCGGCUGGAGUGGGAGGAUCGCCGGAGGGCUCUCUCCAGGCAGUGCCUGACCAGGAGGUUCCCACCGGCCACCAGCAGCUCCCUGCUCCCCAAGCCCGCCCGGCGUCCCCGGUACUGCCGGGACCCUGCCGUCCACAACGUCCUGUACACCGGGGACCUGCAGACCAUCAAGAACAUCUUCAAAGACGAGGCCGUCGCGAACGUGAUCGUGGAGACGGUCAGCGAGGAGCUGAUGUGGUCGGCAGAGCUGGGGCUGUGGGUCCUGAGCCCUCAGAAGAAGCACACGUCCCCCUUGCGGAUCGCGGCGGCCCGAGGCUAUCGGGACUGCGUGAAGCACCUGAUUCUGCAGGGGGCAGAGGUCGACGCCGUGGUGGGCGGGAAGGCCGCCCUCCAUGACAGCUGCAUCCACCAGCGUGCCGAGUGCACCCAGCUGCUCCUGAACUACGGCGCCAAUGCCAACGUGCUGUCCGAGGAGGGACUGGCCCCACUGCAUCUCUGCACCUCCCCGGAGACCUUGCGGUGCGCCGAGCUGCUCCUGGAGCACGGGGCCCUGGUGAAUCUGAGCACCAGGGACAGGCGGACGACCCCGCUGCACGUGGCCGCCGAGCACGGCCUGGAGGCCCACCUGCAGCUCUACCUGUGCUACGGGGCCGCCCUCGCCCACCGGAACCGGGAAGGAGAGACGGCCCUCAACGCCGCCUGCGCCAGCGCCGACAAGCCCGCCGAGGCCGAGCGCUACUACAGGGUGGCCAAGCGGCUUCUGGAGUGCGGGGCCGACGCCAGGACGGCCGGCAGGAAGAACCACACCCCGCUCCACAACGCCUGCGGCAACUGCCACCCUCGCCUGGUGGAGCUGCUGCUCCGGCAUGGGGCUGCCGUGAACGUCAGCAACUGCGCCGGCUACACGCCCAUGGACUGCGCCCUGCAGGCGGUGGAGGAGUACCUGGACGGGCAGCCCGAGAGCAUCAUCGCCACCUUACUGGACCAUGGGGCGGCGGCCAUCAACCCCAAGAUGCUGAAGUUCUGCUCCUUGGCCCCUCGUGCCCUGGAAGUCGUGCUGAAUUCCUACGACCGGAUCCCGUCCUGCGAUUCCUGGGUGGAAGUGGUGCCUCCGGAGAUGUGGCAGGAGCACAAGACAUUCUACGACUCUGCUCUCCAGAUGACGAACCAGCCCCGUCAGCUGCAGCACCUGGCGCGCUACGCUGUGCGAAAGCACCUGGGAGCGCGGUGCCAUUCCGCCAUCCCCGAACUCAAACUGCCCCCGGCUCUGCGGGAUUAUCUGCAGCUCCCUCUGGAGGGCUACAUCUGGUGAAAGAGAAGAUGCAUCCUUCAGGCGUGUCAUUUGGGGUAUGGCUUUGAAUUGCUGAUGGGUGACUGGAGAGAGCCAGUGGGCUUCAAUACAGCCUGAGAUCCCAACGCACCGGGGCCGUAUUAUUCUGCCAGUUGACUCGUGCCGAGUAGUAGCCGUGUGGGCUAGUUGUAUCAAGUAAGUUGCCGCUCAGCGGGAGUGAGGUUGGCAGACUCUAGCCCUUUCUGAAUAUACUUUGAUAACAGGGCUUGGCUUGUGCCAGCACCGGUUUCCACCCCGCUCUACUGCAUAUAAUACGAGGACAAAGGAUGGUCAAUGAAAUUCAAAAGCAGGACGCUUAAAAGUGACACCGUAGAAUAUUCUUCCCUAUACAGGACCUACUUAGUCAGGGGAACCCAUUGCCACAAGACAUCAUUGAAGCCAAGAGCUGAGCGGGACUCAAAGGAAGGACUGGACAUUUGCUGGAGAACCAGGCUCUGCUGAGUUAGAAUAGUAAAGCCUUCUAAAAUACAAGAGUCUCUCUAUAUUUAAACGUUUUCUGCUUCAGGCCACGAGCCAAAUGCUGACUAAUGGGAUCAGGAAGAAAUGUCUCACUCUGAGGGGAGCAGGGAAUAUUUCUUCCUUGUCCCCGGGGCAGGUUAUUCCACAGCAACCUUCUGCUGGGUUUUCUGCACCUGCCUCUAAGCGGCUGCUACGGCCCCCUGUUGGACACAGGACACGAGGCGGGAUGAGCCCUGGUCUGAUUGACGUCCUUGUGCGUUGUUUUUGUUUUUAAACUCUUCUUUCUAAAUACCAAGAACUGGGGUUAUAAACUCAAGUCUUGGGGAUCCUGGUGCCCUCCGUGGACCCAAAAAGAUGCCCUGGCUACAAACAUGCCAGUAGCUGAAAAGUGCAAAGCAUGCACGCCGAUCAAAUCUGCCACCGGGUUUUGCAAUGCCUGGGGCGGAGGCCUGAUGCCCGGGGUGUGUCCCCCAUCCAAACUGGAGUGCUCUUAAAUUCAGCAAGGAGUGUGGUGUAAAGACCUAAAUGUAGGGUGACCAGAUAGCAACUGUGAAAAAAGGGACAGGGGGUGGGGGGGAAUAGGUGCCUAUAUAAGAGAGAGUCCCAAAAAACAGGACUGUCCCUAUAAAAAUGGGACAUCUGGUCCCCCUACCUAAAUGGACUGAGGAAGUGCCAGAAGGGGUCAAGGAUACCCCCAGUGGCCAAUAAUGGAAUAACCUCCCUAUGGGGGAAGUUUCCUCCUGACCCCUCUGUUAGCUGAUGCCUUGAAGCAGGAGCAUUUAAAAAAUAGCUAGCGCUCUUCAUCUGUAACUCUCAAAGCAGUUACAACGGCAGGUCUGCUUCAUUACCCCCUUUACAGCUGGGGAAACUGAGGCACGGGGCACUGGAAGUGACUUGCCCAAGGUCACCCAGCAGGCCAGUGGUAGAGCACCCUGCUCGCCAGUCCGCUGCUCUAGCCACUAGACCACAUUGUAGCCCUUCCAAGGGAUUUUAAAAACAACCUUCUAAUGUAAUGAUGGAUGUUCUCGUUAGCUGGAUCGGUCCAGUCUCUUUUUUUACUUGAAUCCUGCUUCUGUAUUUUAAUCUCAUGAGCUCAAAAACUGCCCGUAGUUUGCAGUAAAAUAUUCUGUUCUGCUUUGCACUUUAGGGGCAGCCUGUGCUAGUUGUUUCCCCAUGUAAAAUAAAAAGCUACAGCAAAUAUAUUUCAAAA
This is a messenger RNA of Chrysemys picta bellii (western painted turtle), 5107 nucleotides long. It is a transcript of the gene ASB16, whose product is annotated as ankyrin repeat and SOCS box containing 16. Gene Ontology annotation, biological process: intracellular signal transduction. Gene Ontology annotation, molecular function: protein binding. The record is from RefSeq and is a predicted model, not a curated record. NCBI's taxonomy places the organism in Eukaryota, Metazoa, Chordata, Testudines, Emydidae.